Medicago truncatula (barrel medic) is the source of this 771-nucleotide messenger RNA. Its product is annotated as heavy metal-associated isoprenylated plant protein 39. The transcript is spliced from 3 exons. Gene Ontology annotation, molecular function: metal ion binding. Lineage: Eukaryota; Viridiplantae; Streptophyta; Magnoliopsida; Fabales; Fabaceae. The record is from RefSeq and is a predicted model, not a curated record. The coding region runs from base 172 to 582 and encodes 136 amino acids.
CCUCUAUCAUCAACUCUUCCAUACCUUAUACUAUAAAUAAUCAUCAAAUUAUCAUCUUCAUUUCAUAACUUAAUUUCAAAUUCAAAAAUUAUCUCCUUAACUUUUCUUUCCCUUCUAUUACAAUUUGCAUCAAGAGUUCUUCUACCUCAGCUCAGUAGCUUCCAUAACAAUAUGAAGAAAGUUGUGUUAAAGUUGGAAAUAAAUGAAGACAAAAUCAAGCAAAAAGCUAUGAAAGCAGUCUCUGGCCUUUCAGGGGUUGAAUCAGUUUCAAUAGACAUGAAAGACAAGAAAAUGACCUUAAUAGGAGAUAUUGAUCCAAUACGUGUAGUGGCUAAGUUAAGGAAGUUAUGUCAUGCAGAAAUACUUUCAGUUGGACCAGCUAAAGAGGAAAAGAAAGAAGAACCUAAAAAAGAUGAUAAAAAGAAGGAAGAUGAUAAGAAAGAUUCAACAAUGAUAAUUAAUCCUUUCAUGCUCUAUGGUACACCUACUACCUAUUAUAAUCAUCAGAUGAAUCCACAAUACAAUUCAUACUACCGUGCCGUAAGCGUUGAAGAGGAUCCUAAUGGCUGUGUCAUCAUCUAAAUUUUUUAUAUCAAGUUUGAUAAGAAAAAAUUAAUUCAAUUUUUUGGUUGUAUUUUCUUUCUUUUUUCUGUGUUUUAUGAGUUGUAAAAGUAGUCUGAUGUACAGUGUUGGUUAUAAUACGAGGUUUGUGAGUCUAUUCUUCAUAUAGCACAUUCCUGACCAAUAUGAUAUUCUAAACUUACACUUCAA